Chelonus insularis is the source of this 762-nucleotide messenger RNA. It is a transcript of the gene COX5A, whose product is annotated as Cytochrome c oxidase subunit 5A. Gene Ontology annotation, biological process: mitochondrial electron transport, cytochrome c to oxygen. Gene Ontology annotation, cellular component: mitochondrial inner membrane. Bases 158 to 601 code for a protein of 147 amino acids. The record is from RefSeq and is a predicted model, not a curated record. The transcript has 2 exons. NCBI's taxonomy places the organism in Eukaryota, Metazoa, Arthropoda, Insecta, Hymenoptera, Braconidae.
AUUAAAAUAGUGUCGCACCCAUCUUAAAAUUGAAAAGUUGAGAACCUGGUUUUCUCUCUGAUCUAUCUAUGACGCAAUAGGCCGUAGAGCUUUUCGGUGCUAAAUCUUGCAAAAUUGAGAAAAUUUUGUGUGAACGAUAAAAAGUUAAUACUCCAAAAUGUUGCGGCUUGUAGCAGGACGUGUAGGAUCAGCUGUUCGCGGACUCGCAACUCCAAGAGUUGCGACUGUUGGUGUUCAAGCAAGAAAUAGUUCACACAAAGAAGAGACGGAUGAGGAAUUUGAUGCAAGAUUUGAAAAUUAUUUCAAUCGUCCAAAUAUUGAUCAUUGGGAAAUCCGAAAAGCGAUGGGUGAUUUGGCUGCCUCUGAUCUGGUGCCAGAACCUAGAAUAAUCAUCGCUGCGUUAAAGGCAUGUCGACGAUUGAAUGACUAUGCACUGGCCGUCAGAUUUCUCGAAGUCGUCAGGUACAAAGGAGGCGAACAUGCAAAAGUUAUCUGGCCUUAUGUUAUACAAGAGAUAAAGCCUACUUUGGAUGAAUUGGGUAUUCUGACUCCAGAAGAAAUGGGUUACGAUAAACCAGAAUUGGCUCUUGAAAGACCUUAAAUAUUUCAAUAAACAACAAAAUAAUAAUUAGUCUUAUUUAAAUUCGGUGUAUUAUUGCACUGGUGAUCAUAAACUAGUUUGUUUAAUUAAAAAUAAAUCAAUGUAAGUACCUUGUUAAAAUCACUGAGUUUAAAAUUUCAAUAAAAAAAUAAGUAAAAUAA